Messenger RNA from Epinephelus fuscoguttatus (brown-marbled grouper), 1671 nucleotides. RefSeq lists its product as uncharacterized. The transcript has 9 exons. NCBI's taxonomy places the organism in Eukaryota, Metazoa, Chordata, Actinopteri, Perciformes, Serranidae. The record is from RefSeq and is a predicted model, not a curated record. Bases 272 to 1246 code for a protein of 324 amino acids.
GUGAUGAACUGAUCCCGUUAGCAUAUGAGUAUGAUGCAAUUAAUGCCAUUGUUAAAUUCCUGGGUCAGCCGCCAGACCAUCUUCUUAAUAAUGGACUGAGUCCAAAUCCUGGAGGCUCAAGACACAUCAGGAGUUCUGGGGACGAUGCCCUCACAGACCCCGCACUCUCAGCUGUUAUUCCUCUCUGGAUGAUCUGAAACACCUUCGUCUGGAGUCUAAAAACAAAGCAGAGGCAGUUGAGCGAGGACAGUGCAUUGAUCUUCUGGAGGCCAUGUUAGAACUGGAUCAGAAUGAGAGGAUCACUCCCAGGAAAGUCCUCACUCACCCAUUCAUUGACAAGGAUCACAACAGCUCCAACAAGAGCAGGAUCGAGAUGACCAUGAAAAAGACACAGAAAAGCACAAAUGGAAGCCUCAGCCCAGCUUCCACACAGCUUCCAACCGGUCCAAUCAUGGCUCGUCCUAAAGAUGUCAAGGGCGUCCAGAAGAUGCACCGUGAUCUGGAGAUCAGUUUGCAGACUAACAUUGACAGGAGGACAAGAAAUAUAGCACUGGCUUCUGUAAGCGAGGCACUACUUGCUAUUGCUGCUCUAGGAGAGGAUGACACCAACAGCAUCCACCCUGACCAACAUCAUCCAUCAUCUCCUGCAUGUCUUCCAUCAGGUGUGAUCCUGGUACAGCCUGCUGCACCAGAGUACACACUGCAGCUGGAAGAAGAUGAGGAGAGUGCAGUAAGUUCGAACACUGGCAUUGACAGGAAGUCAAGAAAAGCAAUAUUGGCUUCUGUAAGCGAGGAGCUGCCUGCUACUGCUGCUUCGAGAGAGGAUGACACCAACAGCAUCCAUCCUGACCAACAUCGUCCAGCAACUCCCACACGCCUUCCAUCAGGUGUGAUCCUGGUACAGCCUGCUGCACCAGAGAACACACUGCAGUUGGAAGAAGACAAGGAGAGUGCAGUCAGUUGGCAGACUGACAUUGACAGGAAGUCAAGAAAUGCAGCAUUGGCUUCUGUAAGUGAGGACCUGCCUGCUACUGCUGCUCUGAGAGAGGAUGACACCAACAGCAUCCACCCUGACCAACACAGACCAGAAACAACAGCUUGGAUAUGUCAGGAUUCCACCUCAUGUGGCACCACCAGGACCCAGGAGAGGAAGAAGAAAAAGAAGAACUGUGUCCGGCGCUUCUUCUCUUGGAUGAGGAAGACCUUCUCCUGCCACAAUGCCGUCAUCGACGAGAAUGACCAGUGAAGGUUUUCUUUCUUUUUAGCAUGACGCUCAGGAGUUGUGCUAUGAAAACCUUCACUGGUCAUUCUGAGGGCAGCACGGUGGCUCAGUGGUUAGCACUGGGGCCUCACAGCAGGAGCUCCUGGCCCUCUUCCUGUCUGUGAGGUGGGCAUGUUCUCCCCGUGACUGCGUGGGUUUUCUCCGGGUACUCCGGUUUCCUCCCACACUCCAAACACAGGCAAAUCAGGUGAACUGAACAAAAUAAAUUUAAUUUUAAUUGACUAAUACUACUCAAUGGCUGCAAGCUCAUUCUUACUUCCUACUGCCACACUACUGUGCGUACACUCACCUGUACCACUUAAGCUCUCACAUACCUUUACAUAUUUAUACUGCUUUCCAUCCUGUAUAUUAGUGCUUUCAAUAUGAGAUCGUGUUUAAGUAAGUGGAAA